Molecule: messenger RNA, 2324 nt
Organism: Austrofundulus limnaeus
Lineage: Eukaryota; Metazoa; Chordata; Actinopteri; Cyprinodontiformes; Rivulidae
Gene: haus5
Product: HAUS augmin-like complex, subunit 5
Exons: 19
Coding region: 203-2179 (658 amino acids)
Biological process (GO): spindle assembly; centrosome cycle
Cellular component (GO): HAUS complex; centrosome
Source: RefSeq, a predicted model, not a curated record
UGCGCUAGUAUUAGCAAGCGGGAAUUUAUAAAUGCUAACAUUUAAAAAAACUUGGAGGGCGAAAUGUUUAUUUACAAGUUUAUCUUUCGUGUUAUAAAGUAAAGACGCGUCUGUCGACCUGCACAAGUUCAAGGACUUUAUAAGUCCCCAAGGACCGCAUAUCAGCGCUGUAACUUUCAGUCGCUGUUUUCUGUCAGGAAAUAUGGAGAAUAUGGUAAAGGAGUUGAAACGCUGGGCGACCGAAGAGUUUAGUCUUCCCUCGGACAGCUUGCCUAAUGAUAACUACCUAAAAACGCUUUGUGUUGGAACUGGGAAACCAAUAUGGAAGUACAUGACCCAACAUGUUUUCUCACAAAGACACGUGAGGAUCAUGCGUGGCAAUCUUCAAUGGUACAAAGUACUACAGGAGAAAGAGUUGGGGCAGGUUAAAGGCCAGACUGAGGCUGCAAAGCGUAAAGAGCUCCAGAAGAAGAUGGAGCAGCUGAAAGCUGACAUCAGCCACCUGGACUAUCAGAUUAGUGGAACAGAAGAGCAAAUAGCCACACAAGAGCGGUCACUUAGUCAUAUUUGGGCCCAAAUGGAGGACAGCCAGAGCAGAGAGCUGCUUCUGCAGGCCUUUAGGCAGCGCUGCAUCUUGAGCCGUAAGACGCUCGCUGAUGACGUGCAGAAAAUCAGCAGCCACACCCAAGUGCUGGAGCAGUUAGAGAGGAAAGCAGAAACUGAGGUGUUGUUUGAUGAUGGGCUCUAUAGCAGCAAAACUGAUGACAGCUUCAAUUCUCAGCCAGUCGCUGUGGCACAAGUCCUGCGAGAGUUGAGAGAGCUGAGUGAAGCCAGGGUCCACUUCUAUCAGGCUUUACAGGAGCAAGAACUGAAAACACAGAAUUCUGUAGCCAAAACUAUGACACGAGAACAAAGAACAGCUGUGUUUCAGUACUGGCUGAAUGCAGCUGAGAGAGUGUUGAGCAGUUACCCUCCAAGCCACGUCCUCUCAGCACUACAACAUUUAGCUGCGAGAGAGCAACAGGAACUACAGGAGAAAGUAGCUGCUCUGGAUGUGACGCAGGACGUGGCAGCUCUGCGGUUUCAGUAUGAAAGCAAUCACCUUCUAGACGUCUCUGCCAAGGAAGAUGAUGAGCUACCACCUGUGAACACCCUCUUAGAGGCUGCUUGGCAGGAGGUGCAGCAGAGUUUGGUGGAGUUGUCUCGGACUCGCUUCAGAGUCCAGCGGCUCAAAAGUCUGUUGCAGGCUCGUAAAACGGAGGCAGAGCAAGAGGUGUCCGGGACUCUAGAGGAGCUCCACAAUGAAACCACGGCCCUGUCAGCGUUGGAGGUGGAGCUGCGGUGCGUGAUGCAGGCAGCAGCUCGGGAUCACAUCAGGGACAGAUGCAGCCAGCUCGACCAACACGCCAAGAACCGUCAGGAGGCGCUGAGAAAGCUUCGCAGCCAGUGGCAGAGCGUUCUGGACUUUAGAGAACUAGUGGCUCUCAGACAGGAGCAGAUCAGAGAUCUCAUUAAUGGAAACUCAACAGCCAAAACGCAGCUGAUUUGUCUUCAUAAAGAGCUGCAAGAAGUCACCGAGAUCAAGCUCAUGCCACACUUUGAAGAUGUGAUCACAGCAGCUAACAAUCUACGAAACUCUAUUUCUAAAGAGGCCAAACAGUUUGGGACAGUGUCGCUGCUUUCUCUGGACCGCAGGACUGUAGAUGGAAUGCAAAGAGUUCCUGCGUCCUUGUUGUCCAUUCACCGCCUGCAGUCCUCGAGUUUCAGCAACUUUUGUCAGAACCUGGCAUUUCCUUUGUACAAGGCUCCAGAAGAGUUGUGCUCCCAGGUGCGAUCCCAGCAGCUCGAGCUGCGUUUUCUCCGCGAGUUGCUGCAACUCUACUCUGCUACUCUGCAGAAAGUACAGAAAGAAGCAGAACAGCUACAUGCAUCUGAUCAAAAAGCUCUGCUCUCCAGAGUCACGGAGCAGGAUCAGAAGCUUCUGAAGUCUCUGCUUCCAAGAGCCAGAGGCCUCACACACCGCUGUGCACAGGGUCUUUCUUAUGGAGCUCAAGUCAAGGCUGCCGUCUUAUACUGGUGGGACAAGCCAGCCCAGAAUGUCCUGCCUGACAUCACUAAAGGCGGACUCACUUUCCAGCAGUGGCUUCAAAGGUGGAAACUUGCUGCCAAAGCCACAUAACACACUGCUUUUAGGCACAAAAUUUUUACACCGUUAUAGUUAGAAAACGCAUCAGUAUGAGCUAAAGUCUUCUGUACUGUGCAUUCUCAUCAUUACGAUUAAUGUUUAUUAUGUGAAAGUCUUUAAUAAAUCAUAGCAUUUGAAA